Linum tenue is the source of this 687-nucleotide messenger RNA. Lineage: Eukaryota; Viridiplantae; Streptophyta; Magnoliopsida; Malpighiales; Linaceae. The record is from the annotation of a GenBank genome assembly.
AUGGUCGCGAAGGCUCUGUUUAAAUGGUCGAACAAAAUCACUACUUCGCAAGUCGAGCAGCUGCUACGAGCCGAGAAGGACGUGCAGAAGGCCCUGCGGAUAUUCGACUCCGCCACCGCCGAGUACAGCAAUGGGUAUAAGCACGACCGCUCCACGUUUCACAUCAUGAUCUCCAAGUUACUCACCGCGAAUAAAUUCAGGCUGGCCGAGGAGAUGCUGAGCAGAAUGAAGGUGGAGAAGUGUCGAAUCACGGAAGACAUUUUCCUGUCUAUAUGCAUGGCAUAUGGUCGGGGUUUGUGUCAGUCUGAGAAGGUAGACGAGGCCAUGGGAUUGUUUGAGAAGAUGAAGACCAAUGGUGUUGAGCCAAAUGUGUUUACCUACAGUUCUCUAAUGGAUGGUCUUUGUAAGAAUGGCAGAUCAAAGCAAGCCAUGGAGUUACUGCACUUGAUGGUUAUGAAACGUGUUAAGCCUAAUACGAUAACUUAUACCACAUUGAUUACUGGGCUCUGCAAGGAAGGGAAGAUUUUAGAAGCUGUGGCGAUUCUUGACAGAAUGAAGCUUCAGGAGUUGAAACCAGAUGCAGGACUUUAUGGGAAGGUUAUCACUGAGUUAUGUGGUUUGAAAAGGUUUCAGGAAGCUGCAAACUUCCUUGAUGAGAUGGUCCUUGGACGAAUAACACCAAGUUGA